GUUGGACCAGAGCAGACGCAGCUAGGGUCCACCUCUCUAACACAGACCCAACUCUCCUCCAUCACUUCUAACACAGACCUAGUGCUGCUUGGUUUACCUCAGAGCGUCACAGCAAGACUAAAACCAGACUGGAUACCUCACUCCUCUACCGAACUGGUGUCUCACUGUCCUGGCUACUGUCAACACUGCUGUCAACCUACUUUUUCUUGGAGGAAUUUCCAGGUAAGCAACAUACAGUAUUUGACAAGAGUUGAAGAAUAUCACCACAUAGUGAAGUUCACAUUGUUGUUGGUGCAAAAAGUUAUUGCUAAUGCACAAAAUUCCUUUCUUAGGGGAGGAAUCAACUGACGCCAAGUCUGAUUGAAUUAAUUUACCAUAUGUUAUCAAAAGAGCAAUUGCCUGAAGAAUCUUUGAUUUGUCAACAUAUAGGCUAUUUAAACACACAGCAUUUACCUAUAAGAAACAGUCAAUUCCAGUUGAAAACUAAUUCAACACUUAAAUCAAGACAUAUUUUAAUGUUAUUUUAUAUGGUUCCUGUCGUUAUGGACUGAUUGACGUGUACUAAGGAUAUACAUAGCCGCAAUUCAUAGUGAAGUUCUUAAUCACAAUUCAGAGAAAAGACAGACCCAGUUUCUGGCAUGUGGAAAAGGGGCUUUAGUCCAACAUAUUACAGUCAGUGAGAUGAAUUUUAUUAUAUCUCUAAAAUUCAGUAUUUAAAAUGGCAUCUUCAAAGCCCAAAACUCAAUUUGCUUGAAAUCUCAAUAAAAAGUGUGAAGGUUCUUCAUAACAUACAUUACGUCAUCUAUGGGAAACAUAUGGGUGUCCUAUAUGGGAAACAUAUGGCUUUUAUGUAUAUGUUAUUUUGACUCCCAGACAGAACAUGUGAUUUUAAUCUGAAUUAGAUAUAUUAUACAUAGGUGACAUUACAGGCAUGUUGUGCCUCAGCUCUGACAGGUGAUUUAAGACUGGAGAGAAACUCCUCUCUAGUGUAUAGAUAUGGGUUAUGUUAAAUCCAUCAAUAUAAGGACCAACUGGCUGUCAGUUACUUGUUAUGAACUUGGUACGUGACAUGUCAUCAGGUGUGCACCAAAGAUUGGGGGUGUUUUAAGUACUGUGGUACACAUUUUUUUAUUUUCACACAAUAUAUUUUAUACGCAGCAAAGCCUGCAUGAUCACUUACUGACAAUGAUUUAAAAGCACAACUAACAAACCCAUAGGGCGGCGCACAAUUGGCCCAGCGUCGUCCGGGUUUGGCCGGGGUAGGCCGUCAUUGUAAAUAAGAAUUAGUUCUUAACUGACUUGCCUAGUUAAAUAAAAGAAAAGAAAAAGAAAUAAAUAAAUAACAUUAUGACUAGCAAACAUGUAGCCUAGACUGCUGCACCACAACCUCUCUCUAUUUCCAUUCCUGUCAUCAGUGAUGUGUGUGUGAUGUGUUUUGGGAUGUAGUCUAAAAAUAGAGAGUGAACAAAUGUGAACGAUGAUGAAGGCCAGUGAUGAAGAUGCGUGUAGUGACUUGCAGGCGCCGAGGCUCAGCGUGAGGACUCCAUCAUGAUUUAUGGCAAUGUCUGGAUGGCUGACCAUAUGAAGGCUAUUACAAGAGUCAAACACACCUUAUCAGUGGCUUUCUCCAGGGCCGGACGUUCCCACAGAGAAUAAAAGACGGGUGGAAACUUUGUUCACGGAGUCAUUGUAAACCUUCUGGUGCAGCGUUCCAUUACACUACAGUGGGUUUUUAUACGUUUAGACUUUUAGAUAUUUUGUAUCUUUUGACAUUGAAGAAUUCUGGUAUGAACCAUCUGAUAAUUGUAUUCUUAUUGCGUAACUGUAAUAAAUCUGAUUACUUUUAAAUGAAUAUAUUCCUUUAAUUUUUAUUUUAUGUUUGGUCUAAUGAUAAACGUUAUUCACACUACACAUAGCAUAUAUGCUUGGUCUCUUAACUGUGCAGCUCUGAGCCUAGAUUAACUCAAUCAUUUAAGGCUAGGACAUUGAUCGCAAGAUACAGUGUUAGCUUUUUGUCUCUCAGCCUCUUAAUAAUUGCAUUACGGUUAUCUUGGACACAUGUAACUGACUGACUGUAUAAAACAUUAGGAACAACUUCCUAAUAUUGAGUUGCACCCCACCCUUUUGCCAGAACAGCCUUAAUUCGUCGGGGCAUGGACUCUACAAGGUGUCGAAAGCGAUCCACAGGGAUGCCGGCCCAUGUUGAAUCCAAUGCUUCCCACAGUUGUGUCAAGUUGGCUGGAUGUCCUUUGGGUGGUGGACCAUUCUUGAUACACACAGGAAACUGUUGAGUGUGAAAAAUCCAGCAGUGUUGCAGUUCUUGACACAAACCGGUGCACCUGACACCUACUACCAUACCCCGUUCAAAGGCACUUAAAUAUUUUGUCUUGCCCAUUCACCCUCAGAAUGGCACACAUACACAAUCCAUGUCUCAAUUGUCUCAAGGCUUAAAUAUCCUUGUUUAACCUGUCUCCUCCCCCUUCAUCUACACUGUUCUGAAGUGGAUUUACAAACUGACAUCAAUAAGGGAUCAUAGCUUUCACCUGGAUUCACCUGGUCAGUCUAUGUCACGGAAAGAGCAGGUGUUCCUAAUGUUUUGUCCAGUCAGUGUACAGAAUUCCGAGUGGUGAUGCAAAGCUUGCUACCUUCACUAGCCCCAUGGGAUACGCUCAUGCUGCCCUACAGCAUCCACACGGUAAUGGAGUCAGAUUGAAGACUAUAUUAUGGUCGUAUUACUCCUACACUAUCUCGUUUAUGCUGCCCUACCAAGCAAAAAGGCAGUUACUGCUCAUAGCGUGGAACUGAGAAAAAUGGCUUUUAUGCAGUUACUGCUAACAUUACCCCCAUUUUCUCCAAAACCCAAUAUAAUAGAGGCAGGAUACUUGUCCACAUGAUUAAGCAUGUAUUUAAUGUAGCAAAAAUGACAACUCAUUUUCGACCAAAUGAGCAGUUACUGCCUUUUUGCUUGGUAGGGCAGUAUGGACCUAUAGCAUUCACACGAUAAUGGAGUCAGAUUGAAGACUAUAUUAUGGUCGUAUUACUCCUAAACUAACUCCUGUCAUCCUCAGAUAGAGUGGAUUUUCACUAUUUUUUUGGUCUGGCAGUAUGUUUUAUUCUCACUCAGAGGGGUAUUUCAACAAGCAGCUGGAGUCAGCAAGGGUGGUGAGACAGGAAGAGGGGGAGGGGGGAGGAAACUGGCCAAAAUUGGCCCGCUCAUCAUGGGUCAUUAUCAUACCAACGACAGACAUGAUAAAUUGUGGCUCCCUCAUAGACCCUCUGCACACAUGGCAUGACAAACAGCUUAGCCUCUAACCACCAAGGUCAGCACAAGGCAAUGCACCGACAACACAAGAAACCGUAGCUUGUUUUAUUUGCCCUCAAGGUGAAUAUUUUGCCAUUUGGGAGGUACCGUACUUGUCAUCAACCUUUUGAAGUGGGAUUUUGUAAUUGAGCUCUUGAAUGCGUAGGCCUACUAGCACAGGCAUGCAAUAAGUAUUUAAUGCUAUGCAUUCUCUAAGGAAAAAUCUUAUGGGUUUUUUCCCUUAUGAAUUCAGCAAUAGCUCUGUGCAUUUGGAGAUAUGGAAACACCUAAAACAAUAUUCUAAAACGAAUUCCCAGAAUUCUUACACUCUUAACCUAAAAGGGUUAUUCGGAUGUCCCCAUAAGAGAACCCUUUGAAGAACCCUCUUUGGAAAGGGUUCUACAUGGAACCCCAAAAGGUUCUACCUGGCUGGAACCAAAAAUGAUGCUCCUAUGGGGACAGCCAAAGAACCCUUAUGGAACCCUUUUUUCUAAGAGUGUAGGUCAAAGUUACGAAACCAAGAGAUGCAGAAAUGAAUACAACCAAACACUGUAGCUAGGCCUACUUUCAACAACUUAAUACAUCUCCAGCCCUUUGUGCUUUUGUAAUAUUAGCAUGUUGUACUACCACUUAAGAAGAUCAGGAUUUAUUUGCACUAUUUCAGGAAUUCUAGAGUUGCAAAUGUUCAAUCACAAUAACAAUAGCUAUACGGCUGUGUCUUCAUGUUGUCCCAGGUCGGAUGAUGGCGUGAGAGACCUGCCAUGGCUGCUGAGGGUGUCACUGUCCUGGCUCCCUGGCUGAGGCUGAGGGCAGUGCUGCUGCUGUAUCUGGUGCUGCUCCUCUCCCCCCUGGCCCUGUGUGCCCCAUGCCCCAGGGGCUGCAGCUGCCCUGGCAUCAAGGAGGUACACUGUACCUUCAGCCACCUCACCUCUGCCCCACGCAACCUGCCCAAGGACACAGAGAGGGUUAACCUGGGGUAAGACUGCUCCUGUACUCCAAAUACUGUAUAAAUGUUCUAUUUAAUGAAAUGGGGGUCAUGUGAUGUCAAAAUAUAAUGUACUGGAGUGUGACGAGGUUGUGAGCUAUUUGUCAUGUGAUGUCAAAAUGUCAUGUUCUGGAGUGUGACGAGGUUGUGAGCUAUGGUCAUGUGAUGUCAAAAUGUCAUGUUCUGGAGUGUGACAAGGUUGUGAGCUAUCAUCAUGUGAUGUCAAAAUGUCAUGUUCUGGAGUGUGACAAGGUUGUGAGCUAUCAUCAUGUGAUGUCAAAAUGUCAUGUUCUGGAAUGUGACGGGGUUGUGAGCUAUCCUCAUGUGAUGUCAAAAUGUCAUGUUCUGGAGUGUGAAGAGGUUGUGAGCUAUCAGGUAGCUUAGUGGGUAAGAGCGUUGUGCCAGUAACCGAAAGGUCGCUGGUUCUAAUCCCCAAGCUGACUAGGUGAAAAAUCUGUCGAUGUGCCCUUAAGCAAGGCACUUAACCCUAAUUGCUCCUGUAAGUCGCUCUGGAUAAGAGCGUCUGCUAAAUGACUAAAAUGUAAAUGUAAAUGUCAAAAUGUCAUGUUCUGGAAUGUGACGGGGUUGUGAGCUAUCCUCAUGUGAUGUCAAAAUGUCAUGUUCUGGAGUGUGAAGAGGUUGUGAGCUAUUGUCAAAAUGUCAUGUUCUGGAGUGUGACCAGGUUGUGAGCUGUCAAAAUGUCAUGUUCUGGAGUGUGAAGAGGUUGUGAGCUAUCGCCAUGUGAUGUCAAAACGUCAUGUUCUGGAGUGUGAUGAGGUUGUGAGCUAUCGUCAUGUGAGGUGAAAAUGUCCCUCCAUUUUCCGCCACUAUUGUUUACCCCAACUAAGUUUGUUACUUUUUUGAAAGCAUAAACUCACACACACACAUUAACGUACUAACAAAUGAAGCAAAAUGUAUACUACUGUAGUGAACUGCAAGGCAGGGAAGCGAUACCGGAUCGGUGGCAUGAAAGGCGAACACCCUACGCAUUGCCUCAAAAUGAUGAACCUACUUGGUGGGAAUUGUAACAUGGCUUAUAUAGCGAGGAUCGCUACAUUGCCCCCUCCGAACGGGAGGGCACAUCUCCGUGCUUCGACCAACUGCGUCCCCCUCACACGUCCGGUCGUGCGUUCUGAUGGUCUCACGGCCGCCAUCCCACUUCUGACACAGAGAAAGCCACGGAUAAGGACGGCGGGGGAGGAAAGCGAACCUGGGUCAUUGGCGUGAAAAGCAAACAGACGCAUCACUAUAUGAGCCACCUGACGCAUCACUUGGUGGCUCAUAUAGCGUUGAUCGCUACACUAUUAAAAAUAAACUCCAACACACCAGUAAUCUUGAUGCUUCCAAUAAUUUAAUGGAUCUUAUUAUCACCAAUGUUACGGUCUCACAUGACCUUCCUCCAUCGAUGUACACUCCCCUCCAUAUGUAUUUUGACAGUGAAGCUAUUCUACUUAGCUCUAUACUCCAGGGUUAUUUGAGGGUACAGUGAGGAUAAAAAGGUUGUGAACCCUUAGUAUUUUCACAUAUCGAACCUAAAAUGUUAUUAGAUCUUAAUAUGAGCCCCAAUAUUUGAUAAAGAUAACCUGAUUAAACAAAUUACACAAAAACAUGAUACUUGUAACAUUUAUUUAUCCACAAAUGAUUCAACAUUCAAUAUCCAUGCGUGAAAGAGUAUGUGAACCUUUAGGUUCAGUAAGGGGUGGCACCCCAUUGAGCAGAAAUGACUUCAACUAAGCGUUUCCUGUAACUGUUGGUCAGUCUCUCACAUCGGUUUUGAGGAAUUUUGGCCCAUUCCUCCUUACAGAACUGUUUCCACUCGGUUCUUUUGAGGGCUUCCUUGCAUGGACAGCUGGCUUCAGGUCCUGCCACAACAUUUCCAUGAGGUUUAGGUCCAGACUUUGACUAGGCCAUUCUAAAAUGUGGAAUAUCUUCUUCUGCAGCCAUUCUUUUGUAGAUCUGCUUGUAUGUUUAGGAUCAUUCUCUUGCUGUAUGACCCACUUUCGGUUCAGCUUCAGCACAAGGACAGAUGGCCUGACAUUCUCCUCUAGAAUCUUCUGAUACAAUGCAGAAUUCAUGGUUGUGUCAAUGAUGGCAAGCCAUCCAGGUCCUGAGGCAGCAAAGCAUCCCCAAACCAUCACACUCCCACCACCAUGCUUGACGGUUGGGAUGAGGUUCUUCUGUUUGAAUGCUGUGUUUGGUUUUCGACAAACAUAACAUUUCUCAUUGAGGCCAAAAAAGGUUAUACCUUUGAUUCAUCUGUCCAGAGAACACGCCAUUAAAUCGAGUUAAGGAGGAUAUUUGCACCUUUGCAGCCUGAAUGGAGAAUGCUAUAUGUACAAACUUGUCCACGGGGAAACAAGUGUAUACACCUUCCCAAAGAUUGCCUAUUAUAUUGACAAGAUAGUCAAGUGACCGCUCUAACAAUGGUAAUACAUGUCCUCAAAGAUGGAAGGCGGGAGGGAAGCGGCGAAAUCAGGUGGGACUAUUUUAGCCAAUAAGAAGGCAGAUACGCAUGUGAACAUUAUACUGUCUGUGACAGCAUGGGCAGCGCUACUGAGUCUAUCUCCAUGUUAAAGUAGUCAAUUUUCUUCUUCUUCAUUGGCUGUUUGCUCCCAACUCAUAUGAAUCCCCACCCAGGUGACUACUUUAAAAUGGUGGAAGCCCUCAAUGGCAGUGUCCAUGCUAAAACGGAUUAUAUCCAUGAUGGGUCCUCUAUCUCUGACAACAGGCACAACUCCGACAUAAAGUUUUUUUUUUUUCUAAGUUUCCGAAAUGCCACGUGAGUCCACUUAUAUCAAUGCAUUCGUAACAACCUAACCAUAACGAAACUUAUAUUCAAUCAAAUAUGCCUCACGUUGCAAAUUAGCAAUUUAAAAAACUUGUUAUCCAAAGUCAACACUCUCUCAUUGACCUCCAUAUAAAAAUUGCGCACUUUGUGGGCUUAUUUUCAUGGACCGAUUUUGGGCAGAGUAAAACCUCUCGCUUCGCCUCUUCCUCGCUGCCUUCCCUUUGGACAGUAAGAUGAAACGACUCAAUAUCGCCAUCUGCUGGCCUUUGGGCUAGUUCCACACCAGCUACACCGAAUAAAAAUCUAAACGCAGUAUGCAACAAUUUUACUGAGUUAUAGUUCAUGUAAAUAUUUAAUUAAAUUGUAUUUGUCACAUGCGCUGAAUACCUUACAGUGAAAUACUUACAAGCCCUUAACCAACAAUGCAGUUUUAAGAAAGAAUACCCCCCAAAAAAUCACAAAACAAUACAAUAUAAAAUAAUCCUAAAUAAAAGUAACAAAUAAUUAAUUAAUUAAAGAGCAGCAGGAAAAAUAACAAUUACGAGGUUAUAUACAGGGAGUACCGGUACAGAGUCAAUGUGCGGGGUCACCGGUUAGUCGAGGUAAUUGAGGUAAUAUGUACAUGUGACUAUGCAUAAACAGAGAGUAGCAGCAGCAUAAUAGAGGGGGGGGGGGGGGGGGGGGGGGGGGGGGGGCACUGCAAAUAAUCUGGGUAGCCAUUUGAUUAGAUGUUCAGGAGUCUUAUGGCUUGGGGGUAGAAGCUGUUUAGAAGCCUCAUGGACCUAGACUUUGUGCUCCGGUACCGCUUGCCGUGCGGUAGCAGAGAGAACAAUCUAUGACUAGGGUGGCUGGAGUCUUUAACCAUUUUUAGGGCCGUCCUCUGACACCGCCUGGUAUAGUGGAAAUCAGUCAAUUGAAAUAAAUUAAUUUGGCCCUAAUCUCUGGAUUUCACAUGACUAGGAAUACAGAUAUGCAUCUGUUGGUCACAGAUACCUUCUUUCUUUUUAAGUAGGCGCGUGGAUCAGAAAACCAGUCAGUAUCUGGUGUGACCACCAUUUGCCUCAUGCAGUGCGGCUGUGCGAAGUUGCUGGAUAUUGGCGGGAACUGGAAUACGCUGUCGUACACGUCGAUCCAGAGCAUCCCAAACAUGCUCAAUGGCUGACAUGUCUGGUGAGUAUGCAGGCCAUGGAAGAACUUGGACAUUUUCAGCUUCCAGGAAUUGUGUACAGAUCCUUGCGACAUGGGGCCGUGCAUUAUCAUGCUGAAACAUUAGGUGAUGGCGGCGGACGAACGGCACGACAAUGGGCCUCAGGAUCUCAUCAUGGUAUCUCUAUGCAUUCAAAUUGCCAUUGAUAAAAAUACAAUUGUGUUCGUUGUCCGUAACUUAUGACUGCCCAUACCAUAACCACACCGCCGCCGUGGGGCACUCUGUUCACAACGUUGACAUUAGCAAACCGCUCGCCCACACAACACCAUACACACCGUUUGCCAUAUGCCCGUUACAGUUGAAACCGGGAUUUAUCCAUGAAAAGCACACUUCUCCAGCAUGCCAGUGGCCAUCAAAGGUGAGCAUUUUCCCCACUGAAGUCGGUUACAACGCCAAACUGCAAUCAGGUCAAGACCCUGGUGAGGACGAAAAGCACGCAGAUGAGCUUCCAUGAGACGGUUUCUGACAGUUUAUGCAGAAGUUCUUCAGUUGUGCAAACCCACAGUUUCAUCUGCUGUCUGGGUGGCUGGUCUCAGACGAUCCCGCAGGUGAAGAAGCCGGAUGUGGAGGUUCUGGGCUGGCAUGGUUACACGUGGUCUGCGGUUGUGAGGCUGGUUGGACGUACUGCCAAAUUCUCUAAAACGACGUUGGAGGUGGCUUAUGGUAGAGAAAUUGACAUUCAAUUAUCUGGCAACAGCUCUGGUGGACAUUCCUGCAGUCUGCAUGCCAAUUGCGCGCUCCCUCAAAACUUGAGACAUCUGUGGCAUUGUGUUGUGUGACAAAACUGCAAAUGUUUUAUUGGUCUUUUAUUAUCCCAGCACAAAUCAGAUCAAAUCAAAUGUAUUUAUUUAUAAAGCCCUUUUUACAUCAGCAGAUAUCACAAAGUGCUUAUACAGAAACCCAGCCUAAAACCCCAAACAACAAGCAAUGCAGAUGUAGAAGCAUGGUAGCUAGGAAAAACUCCCUAGAAAGGCAGGAACCUAGGAAAAAACCUAGAGGUGAACCAGGCUCUGAGGGGUGGCCAGUCCUCUUCUGGUUGUGCCGGGUGGAGAUUAUAAGAGUCCAUGGCCAUUAAGGCCAGAUUGUUCUUCAAGAUGUUCAAACGUUUAUAGAUGACCAGCAGGGUCAAAUAAUAAUCACAGUGGUUGUAGAGGGUGUAACAGGUCAGUACCUCAGGAAUAAAUGUCAGUUGGGUUUUCAUAGCCGAGCAUUCAGAGGUCGAGACAGCAGGUACCUAUGUAAUGAUCAUGCUGUUUAAUCAGCUUCUUGAUAUGCCACACCUGUCAGGUGGAUGGAUUAUCUUGGCAAUGGAGAAAUAAUCACUAACAGGGAUGUAAACAAAUUUGUACACAAAAUAUGUGAGAAAUAUUAAUAUUUAUUAUUUCAGCUCAUGAAACAUGGGACCAACACUUGAAAUGUUGCGUUUCUAUUUUUGUUCAGUGUAAAUAGACUGUCGGGUCCUCUAUCUUAAUAAUACACAAUAUGAUAGGCCUACAUGUUCUGGUUUUAUUUGACAGCCCAGUUUAACAUGGUAGCCUACUUACAAGAAACUAUGGGGCGCUCUGGGUUAUGGGAAUUUAACUGAUAUAUAAUCGUUUUUAAAGAACGCCAUGUACUUGCACCAAACAAUCCAUGGUACAUGUUGGGGGGUUCUGUUGUUGGAAUGGCUUACACUGGUGUAACAUAUUUUAAAUAACUUUCCUUGCCAAUAGAUUGCUCGAUCUGUUCCAUGUCUUUGAGGAUUUCUCAGGAUUAUUGGCUCUUUACUUGGCUCUUGGGUUGAUGUUUAUAUUUCACACAGGCAGGCAGCUCCUGCAACAUUCUCAUGUUGUUCCCUCCCUCUCUAUGUCUCUCUCUCUGUAGCUAUAACAGCCUCCAGGCAGUGGGAGGGUCAGAGUUCAAAGAACUCCGCCAGCUGGAGAUGCUUAUGCUCCAUGGGAAUGACAUCACGACCGUAUCUUCAGGAGCGUUUUACAGCCUGCGCUCUCUGCAGGUAAGGUCCCCCGACAGACUGGCUGGCACCAAGGGGAGUCUGUCAUCAUAUUCAAGACAAGAAGGAUAACCUACAUAGAUGCAUAACAGUCAGGGGAUUGUGUCUCACUACUAAACAUUCAGUCACUUGUCUACAGGCAAUCGAUUUUUUUAACCAAUUUGUCUUUCUUGCCAGAUUCUGAAGCUGAGCUACAACAAGCUGGAGGCCAUCACCCCUGGUAUGUUUGAGGGCUUGGUCAGCCUGGUGCGACUCCACCUGGACCGCAACAACAUAGACUUCAUCGAGCCGUACACCUUCAGUGGGCUAACAUCAUUAAAACUCCUACAGUUAGAGGGGAACAAGCUGAGGGACCUCCACCCACACAGCUUCAUCACCCUCUCUCUCCUGGGGAACUUCUGGAGCUCUGGGCUGCGUCACCUCCACCUGUCGGACAACCAGCUGCACUACCUCCAGCCUGGGACCCUGCAGCCCCUCAGCAAACUGGAGCUGCUCCCUAAUGGAAGUGGAACCUGUGAAGUUUCCCGUGGGUGCCGGGGGGGAACAAAAAACAGAGGGGAGGCCCCUUUGCUUGGGGGUGAGGAGAGAAGAGAGAGGCCCAGAGAGCGGGGAGGAGCGAGGGGGGGGGAGGGAGAAAAGAGGGAGAGAGGCGAAAAGGAGGGGGCGCCCGGGACGGGCAAAGCGAGCGAGCCUACCGCCAGAGCGGAGAGGCCGCGCGGGCGAGAGAGGCGCCGAGGAGAGACGGAGAGAAGAGAGGAGAGAGAAACGAGGCGCGGGAGGAGAGUGCCGGAGGAGAGCCGAGGAUGGAGAGAAGCCCACGGCAGCGGAGAGAAGCGGCCAGGAGCGGAAAGAAGAACAAGGGGCCGCGGGAGAGAGAGCGCGACACAAGGGAAUCCCGCCCGCGAGGAGGAGGAAAAGGGGACCAAACCGACCAAGCAAGCCCCAAAGACAAAGGGGGCCAAAACAGGGAAGAGAGAGAUUGAAGGGGACGGGAAAAGCGCGACGGAGAAAACAGAAAGGAGAACCAGGGCCAGCGACCCAGAGGAGCGGAACAACAAGAAGGAACAAAGGAGACGAAGAACGCGUCAAAGCCGAAAGAGCCGAUGAAUAGUUCCAUAUGACCCUCUAUAGCUAUAGAUUCCUUCCUAAAUUUUCCCUCUAUAUGCAUCUCCUUUCUCCUCUCCCCUCUCUUAUUUCUUCUGCUUUUUAGUCCAGUGUUUCCAUUCUGGUUCUUCCAAAUUGCCAUUUGUAGCUGUUUAACUGUAAAGUUGCGUUUGAAUACCCAGAGGAAAAAAACCCCCACUCCUCCUAACUUGGGGGCCUUCCCUGGGCCGGGCCCGGACCCCAGGGGGGCGAGGGACACACAGGGGGAGGUCCGCGGGCCCCGGACGCCCCCGAAACGGACGGGGAGGAGGAAGAGGGGCGAUGGCCCAAGCGGAGGAACGGGAAGCGGGAGAGAGAGAGGGGAGGGGAGGGAGAAGCGAGUUGGGAGGGGCGCGCGCGGCGAGAGCGAGGCAGGCGAGAAGAGGGGCGCGGGGGAGCGAGCGCGAGCCAGGAGGAGGAAAGGCGGGAGAGAGGGAGAAGGGAGAGGAGCCGGCGAGAGAGAAGCAGGCGCCCCCCAGGGAGGGGCGGAGGGAGAGGGGGAAAGGGGAACGCGCGGGGUUGGAAAACCCGGGGCAAAGAAAAGAGAGGGGAAAAAAGCAAGCCCCCCCAAAGGAACUAAGAAAGGGAAAAUAUGGAAGAGCUUUCUCCCCAAGGGGGAAAAUCUCCAUACCCUUAUACAUAAUUGUCUUUUACCAUGAUAUACCUAUCUCUUUUUUAAUAUUUUUUUAUUUUCUAUCUACCUUAUAUUUCUCCCUCCAAAUAAUUGCCGUUUUUUUACCUUUUCCUUGGUUAUUUCUCCCAAUUCCAAUUCGCCAAGGUAACAAACCCGGGGAAGGGAAAGGUAGCAAAGGGGGGGGAGCAAGACAUAGCCGGGGAAAGCCAGGGCGGACGAAACUGCCAGGCGAACGGGGGGAAGACAAAAGAAGCAUGGACGGGAGCCAAAUCCUCGUACAUGCUUUUCUCUCUUCGCCCCAAACCUUGUUUCCUAUCUUCUCUUUUUAUAUAUUUUUUUUAUUCUUCUCUCUUUUCUUCUCCUUUUGUUCUUUUCUUCUCUCUUUCUUGUCUUCUGUUCUUUUUUCUUUCUUCUUGCUUGCCUGUUUUUUUUUGUCUAUUCUCUUCUCUGUCUUUCCUCUUCUCUUCUUCUCUCUCUUUUCUCUCUCUCCCUCUUCUCUCUUUCUUCUCCUUUUCUCUGUUUCUCUGUCUCCCCUUCCUUGUCUCCCCUUUCUUUAAUAUUUUUAACCCCCUCCUCUAUCUUUGGUUCUCCCUCUCUUUGGGCCCGUCCGGGGCCUCGGCCGUGCUUGCGCUUUUUGGGUCCCUCAAAGGUGGCGCCGUCUUUUCCCCCCAAGAAAACCCCCCCGGGCCGGCCCCCGGCCCCCCCCUUUUCCCUCCCCCGGAAAACGUGGGCUGCCGUGGGGCCCGGCAGAAGACCUCCCAGAGUGGACUCGGGGGCCGGGUUGCAACUUAAAAAUGUUCCCAGGGUAGCGGUAACAUGGAAGUUAGGGUUCCUGAAGAUACGAAAAACAAUGCUUUCUAGCGUGACGUAAUGAACCGAAGAGGAUAAACAUCACUCAAUUUGCAAGCAUCUUCGAGCAUAGAUCGGCCUCAUCUCUCUAUAUCAUGCUCCUAUCGAUAGAUCCAGUAUCCUUAUCUCUCUAUCUCUCUCUCUCUAUCUUCUCUCUCUCUCUCUCUUCUCUCUUCUCUUCCUCUCUCUCUCUCUCUCUUCUCCUUCUCUACUCUCUCUCUUCUCUCUCUCUCUCUCUCUAUAUCUAUAUAUAUAUAUAUAUAUAUCUUUCUCUCUCUAUCUCUAUAUCUCUCUAUCUCGCUCUUUUCCUUUCUCUGUCUGUCUGUCUCUCUUUCUCUCUCUCUCUCUCGCUCUCUGUCUUUCUUUCUGUCUGUCUCUGUCUCUGUCUCUGUCUCUGUCUCUGUCUCUGUCUCUGUCUCUGUCUCUGUCUCUGUCUCUCUCUCUCUAUCUCUCUCUCGCUCUCUCUCUCUCUCUCUCUCUCUCUCUCUCUCUCUCUCUCUCUCUCUCUCUAUCUGUUUCUCUGUCUGUCCCUCGCUCUGUCUCUCUCUGUGUCUCUCUGUCUCUGUCAGGAGUGAUUAAGUGUAAGAAGGAGCGGGACGCUGCCUCUAGUGAGAGCUGUGUUGUGUGCUCCUCACCUCAGUCCUUAAAUGGCAGCCAGGUCCUGGGGCUGUCUGCUGGCCAGCUGGCCUGUGAGCGUCCCUCUCUGGAGUCCCCUCUGAAGCAGUGGGACAGCCCCGGUUGGGACGACACGGACUCAGAGCCCGACCUGCCCUACACCAGGGACCUGGAACGUCCCCUGGGCCACCUCACCUUCGUCCUGACCGACAGCCACGGGAACAAAGCGCACGUGGCCUGCGACGUCCGGCGGCCCAGCAAGAGCUCCUCCAUGACGUGGGAGAACCUGCGGACGUCUGGGGAGGUGGCGGUCAAUGUGAGCCUGGUCAGCCUGCUGGAGUGUGAAAUCGAUCGGGACGCUCUGCAGAACCUCUGGAGGUUGGUGGCCUACUACUACGAGAGCCCCGCCCUCCUGGAGAGGGGGAUGAGGAGGGAGAACACCAGCAGAGUCACGUUUCAGUACUCCCAGGGUCAUAACGAGGAAUCCCCUUACUUUACAGAUCUCAACGGACACUUAAUGGCUGAACCGACGUGGCUCCUCCAACCAAGGGUCACCCUGCAGCUGAACAGGCGGCAAACCACCACGAAAAAACUGGUGCUGGACUUUACCACGUUCAUCUCCAAGCACAUCAGUGGUAGGGGAGAGCAGGAGGAUAUGAUUUCCUCCUGGGCCCUAAUACAGAGAGGAAGCCCUGGGAGAGUUCAGUCUGUGCUGGAGGGCUCUGAGGUCAGUCUGGGGUGUACAGUUAUCAGUUCAGGGUCACAGUCUUUGGAGUGGAUGCUCCCAGAUCUAUCUAUCCUGGAAGAAUCUAAUUCCCGGCUGGUGUCUGAGGGAGGCAGACUGGUCAUUAGGAAUGCUAGUGUGUCUGACUCUGGGCUGUAUCACUGUCUGGUCCGCACCGAGACUGACGUGGACAUGGUGCCUGUGAGGUUGACAGUAAAAGAACGCCUGCUCAGCCCGAGCACUCUAAAUGGGAAGAAGAUGGAAGUGGAGAGCGGGGAGUCCCUCUCACUCCCCUGCUAUGUGAACUCAGCACAGCCUAGCGAGACACGCUGGUACCUCCCUAAAAAUCAGAUCCUACAACCGUCGCAACCGAAGGGGAGGGUUUACGUCAAUCAAAAUGGAUCUCUGGUGAUCAAAAAGACAACUCAUGAGGACGCUGGGGAGUACAGCUGUUUGGCUGCUAACCUCUAUGGAGUAGACAUGUUGGCUCAUCUUGUGGUCGUCACAGGGGAGAAAGACUUGGAUGCAAAAGAAGAGGUUGAGAAACAAUCAUCUGGUGUUGAAACAGCCAGAGGAGAAUCACCUUUGUUUGGGAGUGAGGAGGAUGAAGGUGAAGGGUCGGGGUUCCAGGCGAUAAAAGGCCCCCAUGUUACACAGUCUCCUAAGAGGGUGGGUGGACAACAGAGGUACCCUGGAGGGCUUCUACGCCCUGGUAUGAAAGGGAAAAGGAUCAAGGAUAACAAGAGGAAAUCUAAUAAGUCUGUCAAGGAGCUCGACCCCAACCGCUGGGCUGAGAUCCUAGCCAAAGCUAACGCUAAGCCUCCGACACUACCGCCUACAAGACAAUCACUAACUACACCAACAACAAAAACAGCAACGACAAUGACAGCCAAAACCACUGUGACUACUCCUAAACCCACUACUACCACUACUACUACUACCACUACUACUCCUAAACCCACUACUACUCCUCCUACCACUACUACUCCUAAACCCACUACUACCACUACCACUACUACCACUACUACUCCUAAACCCACUACUACUCCUACUACCACUACUACUAGAAAAACUACAACAACUACAACCACAACAACAACAACUACUACUCCUCCUUCAACUACCAGAAAAACCACAACUAAAAAGCCCACCAAGAGCCAUUCUAAAACAAGCCACCACACAGAAACAGAAGGUGAAUUGGACUUUUCCGAAAAGCAACCUGAACUUUUACGACCUCCACCUAGAAAACAUGUGACACAGGCCCCAAAAGGGAAAGCACCACUUGUGCACCGUGGUAGAGGUAGAGGAGGUCCAAACCCAGAUUCAGACUCGGUCAUAAACCUGUCUGUUACAGAAACUCCUCAAUCCGUCACACAACCAGUGCAGCUAGAGGACAAGCAUGUGGGGAGGGAGACAGAGAGAGUGAACCAGAAGAACAAUCCUGUUUGGACAAACAGACGGAGACCCCCUUACAGACGGGGAAGACCCCCACAGAGACGGGUUCGACCUCAGAAACCCUCCCUCCCCUCAUCACACAAACCACAGGCGACACUCCCUCACCUCGCAACAAGAGUGGAAAAACAAGAAUCUACUGCAUUGCGAAAUGACAAUUUUAAAAUGGAGGACAAUAUUACAGAACACAUACCCACUAUUUCAACACAUGAUGACAAUGAGCCCGUUGAUCCAAUCAUUAAGCCCAGCACUGCAAUAGACAAAUCAGAUAGCAUUCACACAAAAUCAUUAACACCAGAGGUGAAAGACCCUAAUAUAUUUAACCCUUCAAACAGGGAGCAUGUGCCUGCACCAGAGACAAUCACCUCAGCAGAAAAUCUACCUCCCCCAACUGAGGUGCCUCGACAGGAGAGGACAUGGGAGAACUUAAAUAAACAGGAUGUUAUCAGACAGACUACCCAAAACAUGCAAACAUCCCCAAAGACAACAACAACAACAAAGCCCACUCGUAUUAAUUAUGACAUUAAUUUAAAACCUAAUUUGUCACAUGAUACGGUUGCAAUGGCAACACCAGUCCUGACUAAACCUGACAUUUCAGAUAAGGGAGCUGAAAAGCAAGAAACCCCUUUAACAAAAGUCAAUUUUCAAAAUCCAACUCCUAAAAAAUCACAAGAUAAGACACAAACACAUUUGAGAACCGUUGCAAAAGGCAGUGCUGCUCGGGAGGACAUUCUGAGGAACACACACAUAAACUCAGAUAAAAAGGAGGAGGAUCACUCUAAAAUUAAACCUGACAGUCCCAGUCUCCCCAUCCACCCCUGGAUCCACCAACAGCACGUCCAAAGGAGGGUUCAAACCACCCCUCCGUCCCGCGCUCCCACCCCCUAUUGGCCUUAUAGCCGCUUCCCAGUGUGGCCCUCAGUUCAUGGUUCAGGGCCACAUCCUGCCUUUACAGAGAGGCCCAGGCUUUUCCCCCACCCAGAGGGCCGGGGCGCUGGGGUCACCAAUCGACCAGAAAUCACAGCUGAGACUGUCAGGCCCACAGCAUUCAUCUCUGCUUCACCGGGCAGUGACAUGGCAGCCCCGCUGACCUCCCACCCACCCCACAGGGGCCCAGGCCCAGCUAGCAGGACCCGACAGCAGGACCUCUUAAUGCUCUCCAAGCUCAGAAACAGAUACAGACAGGCUCAGCUCGACCGCAUUUCACAGCUAGGGAAAAGAGUGACACCUAAGCCUAAGAUCAGUCACCCUACACCCAGACCUCACUACCAGCCUCCCACUCCGUCAUACAACUACUGGCCUGUGCCCCCCACCACCUCCCUCCCCAUGCCUACCAACAGGCCCUACUCCACAGCCAGUGUCCUGUACGGCAGCCACUGGCACUCCAGCCACUGGGGCCCGAGGAGGCUGAGCACGGCCCUGCCGUUCCCCAACCUGAUGGGUAGUGGGGUGAAGCCUAGGAUCACCUCUGUGAACACAGUCAGUGUGUCUGCCCUGGCUGAGGGCGAUGUGCUGCUGCCCUGUGAAGCAUCAGGAGACCCACAGCCAGUGCUCUCCUGGACUAAAGUCUCCACAGGUAUUUUCAACACUUUUAUUAUGAAAUACUUUGCAGGGUAGAAACAAUUAUUGCCUCUCUGUAAUGAAUUACAGUAUAGCCUCUCUGUAAUGCAUGGCAUAAAUAUUAUGACUUCAGGCUCUUGUGAGCUUACCAUAGUAAAAAAUAAUAUACAACAGAAACACUAUAUUUUACAAGCUUUUUAACAUUCUAGGAGGGGCAGAAAUAAUAUACAGUGGGGGAAAAAAGUAUUUAGUCAGCCACCAAUUGUGCAAGUUCUCCCACUUAAAAAGAUGAGAGAGGCCUGUAAUUUUCAUCAUAGGUACACGUCAACUAUGACAGACAAAUUGAGGGAAAAAAAAUCAAGAAAAUCACAUUAUAGGAUAUUUUAUGAAUUUAUUUGCAAAUUAUGGUGGAAAAUAAGUAUUUGGUCACCUACAAACAAGCAAGAUUUCUGGCUCUCACAGACCUGUAACUUCUUCUUUAAGAGGCUCCUCUGUCCUCCACUUGUUACCUGUAUUAAUGGCACCUGUUUAAACUUGUAAUCAGUAUAAAAGACACCUGUCCACAACCUCAAACAGUCACACUCCAAACUCCACUAUGGCCAAGACAAAAGAGCUGUCAAAGGACACCAGAAACAAAAUUGUAGACCUGCACCAGGCUGGGAAGACUGAAUCUGCAAUAGGUAAGCAGCUUGGUUUGAAGAAAUCAACUGUGGGAGCAAUUAUUAGGAAAUGGAAGACAUACAAGACCACUGAUAAUCUCCCUCGAUCUGGGGCUCCACGCAAGAUCUGAAGAGGAUUGGGAGAAUGUCAUAUGGUCAGAUGAAACCAAAAUAUAACUUUUUGGUAAAAACUCAACUCGUCGUGUUUGGAGGACAAAGAAUGCUGAGUUGCAUCCAAAGAACACCAUACCUACUGUGAAGCAUGGGGGUGGAAACAUCAUGCUUUGGGGCUGUUUUUCUGCAAAGGGACCAGGACGACUGAUCCGUGUAAAGGAAAGAAUGAAUGGGGCCAUGUAUCGUGAGAUUUUGAGUGAAAACCUCCUUCCAUCAGCAAGGGCAUUGAAGAUGAAACGUGGCUGGGUCUUUCAGCAUGACAAUGAUCGCAAACACACCGCCCGGGCAACGAAGGAGUGGCUUCGUAAGAAGCAUUUCAAGGUCCUGGAGUGGCCUAGCCAGUCUCCAGAUCUCAACCCCAUAGAAAAUCUUUGGAGGAAGUUGAAAGUCCGUGUUGCCCAGCGACAGCCCCAAAACAUCACUGCUCUAGAGGAGAUCUGCAUGGAGGAAGGGGCCAAAAUACCAGCAACAGUGUGUGAAAACCUUGUGAAGACUUACAGAAAACGUUUGACAUUUACAUUUUAGUCAUUUAGCAGACGCUCUUAUCCAGAGCGACUUACAGUUAGUGAGUGCAUACAUAAUUUUUUUUAUACUGGCCCCCCAUGGGAAUCGAACCCACAACCCUGGCGUUGCAAACGCCAUGCUCUACCAACUGAGCUACAUCCCUGCCGGUCACUCCCUCCCCUACCCUGGACGACGCUGAGCCAAUUGUGCUCCGCCCCAUGGGUCUCCCGGUCGCGGCCGGCUACGACAGAGCAUGGAUUCGAACCAGGAUCUCUAGUGGCACAGCUAGCACUGCGAUGCAGUGCCUUAGAACACUGCGCCACUUUGACCUGUGUCAUUGCCAACAAAGGGUAUAUAACAAAGUAUUGAGAAACUUUUGUUAUUGACCAAAUACUUAUUUUCCACCAUAAUUUGCAAAUAAAUUCAUUAAAAAUCCUACAAUGUGAUUUUCUGGAUUUUUUUUCUUAUUUUGUCUGUCAUAGUUGACGUGUACCUAUGAUGAAAAUUACAGGCCUCUCUCAUCUUUUUAAGUGGGAGAACUUGCACAAUUGGUGGCUGACUAAAUACUUUUUUCCCCACUGUAUGCAUGGGCUGAGACUCGAAAGGAUUAGACAUUUGUAAAAUAUAUUAACAAAAUAGCACCACCUGAGUGUGCUCAACUCAUGCCGUAAUAUUUGACAGAGAGACCCUUGACAAAAACUCCACAAUGAUUUACCGCAUUAACAUUUUGACGCAAGACUAAUCCAGAGUACCAAUGAUGUGCUUCUCUCUCCUUUCAACAACAGGUGCUACCGUCCAAGCCAACACAAAACAUGGACAGAGAUUUCAAGUUGUAAAGAACGGCACCUUUGUGAUUAAAAACGUUCAGCUACAGGACAGAGGCCAGUACCUCUGCACGGCACAGAACACAUUUGGCUCGGACCGAAUGGUCAUUACCCUGGCUGUGCUGACCCAGCCUCCCAAAAUCAUAGGUCCCCACUCCAGAGAGGUCCCAGUGUAUUUGGGGAAGGCUAUAAGCUUAGACUGUGUAGCCUCUGGCAAGCCCCAGGCUCAGAUCUCCUGGAUUCUUCCAGACAGGACCUUUGUGCGUGAUGUGGGAGCUCUUGACAGGUCAGCCUCUCUGCUGGCUAACGGCACCCUGAGGAUCCAAUCAGCCAACUUCUCCACUAAAGGCGACUAUAAAUGUAUCGCUAGCAAUGCGGCCGGGGCUGACACGGUGACUUUUCACAUCCACGUGGCAGCGCUACCGCCCACCAUCAAUGAGGAGGCCUCGGAGAGCAUCGUCAUCCAGGCAGGGAGAAGUGUGUACGUCCACUGCACUGCCAAGGGAGAGCCUGCGCCCAUGCUAAAGUGGACCCUCCCUGCAGGGGUACAUGUCAAACCUUCCCAGUUCCUCGGCAGAAGAAUGUUUGUCUUCCCCAAUGGGACGCUGUACAUCAAGAACAUCUCUCCAGCCGACUCGGGGAGUUAUGAAUGCUCUGUGACCAACGCAGUGGGCGCGGCCAGGAGAGUUCUGUACCUGGAGGCCAGGCAGGAGGUCCCCAGCCUGCGACAGUCACACCACCCCUCCCAAAAGCACAGAGUCACAGCCAUGUAUGGCUCCACUGUGUACCUGCACUGUCCAGAGUCCACUGGCUCUCCCCGUGGCACUCUGUGGCAGCUACCGUCCAAAACAUUGCUGGAACAUCGCUACAGGUAACUCCACCAUGCUAGUAAUCAAACCUAUAUAGGAGUUUUCCGAUAAAAAAUAAUACACUGUGCUGAUAUUGAUUCGAUAUCAGAGAUCUGAAGAAUUGUUAUAGUUAUUAAUUAAGCUAAAUUAUUUCACAAGACCUUUAGAAGUAAUAUUUUUUCCAUUAGUUCUAUCGGUUGAGAUUCUAUGCUAUCAUUCUAAUCGCUUUCCCCUCAGUGACCUUAUAAAGAACUUCUAAACUCUAUUUCAGCCCUCAAUUUCAGGGAGGUUAAAUCAAACGCAAUUAGUGUCAUUCAAAACAAGCUAACUGCUGGAGCCUGACCAAGGUCAACCAGCCUGUGGUUUCAGGGUCAGAAACCCUGAUGGGUCCCGCUGUCAGAGACUACAUUCUUAAAAAUUAGGUUCCAGUUGGAACUAAAUAAGGUUCUUCAGAGCGAUGCCAUAGGGGAAUCAUUUUAGAUUCUCUGAAGAACCUUAAAUGGGAUGGUUCUUUGAAGAACUACACACACUCAACACCUUAUUUUAUGCAGAUAAGGUGCUGAGCCUUAUUUGCAUAUUGACCAGGGUGCCUUUUGAGUGAAUUUUAGAGUUACCAGUACCACCCAUGACUGUGCUUGCUAGUGAAAGAGAAAUGGUUGCUGCAUUCAUUCAUUUUCAGUCCUGUGGCCUUCACCAAGUGAGAUCCUAAGUGAAUGUGUUGUCAUUCAAAUUAAAUUAUUUAAGACAAUACAAUACCUAUUUCAUAAAGCCUUAUUUUGCGGGCCUACUUUUACCCUAAUACAGUGGCCUUUCAUAGUUUACAGGCAACAUUAGGCAUGCCAGUCACAUUAUGCUGGCUUGCAAAGUGAUGUGUAAUUCCUAUUGGAAUCCACCCAGAGUGGGGAUAGCCAAAAUCCGGGAGAAUUUUUUUUGUCCGCAACCUGCAUUCAAAAUGACUGCCAGGGUUGGGAAGACUAAGAUAAGAGACUACCUAAAGCAUCUAAACUGAAACAACAAUUUUAGUAACGGGUGCAAUAAGUCCAAGUAACAGAUUUGAUUAGUUUAGAAAAAAAUAUGUUAUUUAUAUUUGAGUAGCAUAAGAUUAAUUAAUCAAUCAAUGUACAUGCAAAAACAUAGAUAUAAACCUAAAAAUCAACCUGCAAUAGAGAAUGCUGGGAAAUAUGAUAAUGAUAGGCGUGGUUUUGGUUAAACUCUGGUUAUUAACACCAACACUUGGGUUAUUUUACACCACUGAGUAUUCAUUUAACUCUUUACAGUUUUAAUUUAUCUCUUGAAUCAACACUACAAAUGCUACACUGAAAUAUCAACACUAGUUAAAACUGGCCAAUUUGCUGUGUGCUAUGAAAGGGACCGGCUUCCAUACAUUUCAAGAACCUUUUAGAAUUCUGAUGAACCGUAGAUGCCACGUCAAGAACCCCACACUGAACUCAAAGGUUCUUUAUCGGGCAAAAGUUCUCCAAGGAAGAACCUUCAUUUUUUCCCGUCUAAAAAUAUCCUUACGGUCAAUUUGCAGGGCAUCUGUCGAGUACACCCAAUUAAUUCCUGCUCAUCAUGGUUUCCCAAACAGUGGAACGCUAGUAGCACAGAAUUCAGUAAGACAAGAGAAGCAGGAAAUGAGAGAAGCACUGUUGUACAGAUACAAAGUAUCUAUUGUGCAGUUACAUUAUGUAAUUGCACAAUAAUUGAAAAUCCAGUGUAACUAAAUGGUUAAAAUGUUUGCACAUAAUGUUAUUAGAAUGUAUCUUACAACAUAAUAAAUAUUAAAUUGUUCUCAAUGUCACUAAAAUCAUAUUGUAUUUGUGAUAAAAAAACAGACUUCCGCCGAAGUUGGUGCCUCUCCUUGUGCGGGCGGCUAUUGGCGGUCGUCGUCACCGGCUUUCUAGCUGCCACCGAUCUACGUUUCUGUUUUCCAUUUGUUUUGUCUGUAUUGUACACACCUGGUUCCCAUCACGUUAAUUUGUUUCCCUAUUUAACCCUCUGGUUCCCUCAUGGUGUUGUGCGUGAUUGUUCUUUGUUUGGUGUUUAUACUGCUGUGAGCUGAUGUAUUUCCCUGCGUGGAAAUUAGAUUUGUUGUUUUUCGAGUAAAGUUUGUCUAUUACUCAGUUCUGUGUCCUGCGCCUGACUCUGUCCUACCGCUGCACACUGACACCUGACAGAAUCACGCACCACCUAUGGAGUCAGCAGGUGCACCCAGUCCUCUGGUACCGGUGGAGGAGCGCGUCCAGCAGCACACGACUAUGCUCCACAAUCUGGGCACAGCAAUGGAUCGCGUGCUGCACACCAUGGAGUGAUGGGAGAGAGAGGGUUUUUCCACACCCCCAUCAACUUCACCUCAACCCACACCGCUGUCCACCCCUCCGUCACCUGGACCCAGUGGGAUUCGGCUCUCGCUGCCGAAGGCCUAUGAUGGGAUGGCUGCCGGGUGCAAGGGGUUCCUGCUCCAGGUGGAGCUCUACCUGGCGACCGUCCACCCGGAUCCCUCGGGUUACGAGAGAGUGUCCGCCCUCAUCUCCUGUUAGUCGGGGAAAUGCUAGAGUGGGCCAACGCCAAAUGGGGAGGGAUAGACGCUACGUUGGUUCGCUACGAGGAUUUCACCCGCCGUUUCCGGGCGGUCUUUGAUCAUCCGCCUGAGGGGAGAGCGGCGGGGGAACGUCUGUUCCAUCUCAGACAGGGGAAGAGGAAGAGGAGCGCACAGGACUUCGCUCUGGACUUCAGGACCCUGGCUGCCAGCACGCGAUGGAAUGAGAGGACCCUGAUCGACCAUUACCGGUGUAGUCUACAGGAGGACGUUCGUCGGGAGCUGGCCUGCAGGGACACCACCCUUCCACUCGACCAGCUGGUAGAUUUAUCCAUCCGGCUGGAUAACCUGUUGGCCACCCGCGGACGUCCGGAUCAGGGUCCGUCCAUUCCAUCCCCCAGCACCUCCGACCCUACCCCUAUGGAGCUCGGAGGUGCUGCUCUAAGGGUGACCGUUUCCUGCACCAAGUGUGGCCGCAGAGGGCACACUGCUGGUCGGUGCUGGGGAGGUUCCCCAGGGAGUCGAGGCAGCAGGCAGGGCACUGGUGGAUCAUCCCAGGUGAGUAGGCACCCAACUCACCCAGAGCUCCCUGUUGCGCACACGUAUGUCUGUAUAAGGUUUCCUGAGUUUUCCCCGCAUUCCCAGCAUAAGGCGCUAGUAGAUUCAGGCGCAGCUGGGAACUUUAUUGACUGUGCAUUUGCACUUAGAUUAGGGAUCCCUAUUGUUCCUGUUGAUGUGCCCUUUCCUGUACAUGCCUUAGAUAGUCGUCCUUUAGGAUCAGGCCUGAUUAGGGAGGUCACAGCUCCAUUAUGUAUGAUAACGCAGGAGGGUCAUGAGGAGAGUAUUAGUCUCUUCCUGAUCGAUUCUCCUGCGUUUCCUGUGGUGUUGGGGCUUCCCUGGUUCGUGGCAACAGAGGGCUCUGAAGGGAUGGUCACGUCAGUGCUCAAGGAGGUGUGUAGGUGUUUCCGUAGGUGCAACUUCGGUGGAAAGUCCAAACCAGGUCUCCCCCAUGCACAUUCCCCCCGAAUAUGCCGAUUUGGCUCUCGCCUUCUGUAAAAAGAAGGCGACUCAAUUACCACCCCAUCGACGGGGGGAUUGUGCGAUACAUCUCCAGGUAGACGCAGCACUUCCCAGGAGUCACGUGUAUCCUCUGUCACAGGAGGAGACGGCGGCUAUGGAAACAUAUGUCUCUGAAUCUCUGGGACAGGGAUACAUUCGGCCUUCCACUUCACCUGCCUCCUCGAGUUUCUUUUUUGUGAAGAAGAAGGAUGGAGGUUUACGCCCGUGCAUUGACUAUCGGGGUAUAAAUCAGAUCAGGGUGAAGUACAGUUACCCGUUGCCUCUCAUAGCCAGUGUGACCGAGUCAUUGCACGGGGCUCCAACCACGGUAAAGGAAGUGCAGCGGUUCAUGGGGUUUUCCAACUACUCCCGGAUGUUUAUCCGGUGCUUUGGUCAGGUAGCGGCUCCCAUUACCUCCUUGCUGAAGGGGGGACCAGUGCGACUGCAGUGGUCAGCUGGGGCGGACAGGGCUUUUGGUCACCUGAAGGCUCUGUUUACCUCGGCUCCCGUGCUGGCUCAUCCGGAUCCCUCUUUAGCAUUCAUAGUAGAGGUGGACGCGUCCGAGGCUGGGAUAGGAGCUGUGCUGUCUCAGCGCUUGGGUACGCCACAAAAGCUCCGCACCUGUGCUUUCUUUUCGAAGAAGCUCAGCCCGGCGGAGCAAAACUAUGAUGUGGGGGACUGGGAGCUGUUAGCUGUUGUCAAGGCUCUGAAGGCAUGGAGACAUUGGCUUGAGGGGGCUAAACAUCCUUUCCUCAUUUGGACUGACCACCGCAAUCUGGAGUACAUCCGGGCGGCGAGGAGACUGAACCCUCGCCAGGCAAGGUGGGCCAUGUUUUACACCCGUUUUGUUUUCACCCUAUCCUACAGACCAGGUUCCCAGAACGCUAAGGCAGACGCUCUGUCCCGGAUGUAUGACUCAGAGGAGCGGUCCACGGAUCCCACUCCCAUACUUCCAGCUUCUUGCCUGGUGGCACCGGUGGUAUGGGAGGUUGACGCGGACAUCAAGCGGGCGUUACGUACGGAGCCCACUCCCACCCAGUGUCCGGUUGGGCGUCUGUAUGUUCCGUUUGAUGUCCGUGAUCAAUUGAUCAAUUGGGCCCACACUUCACGCUCCUCUGGUCAUCCUGGCAUCGGUCGGACAGUGCGCUGUCUUAGUGGGAAUACUGGUGGCCCACUUUAGCUAAGGAAGUGAGGGUUUAUGUUUCCUCCUGCUCGGUGUGCGCCCAGUGCAAGGCACCUAGACACCUGCCCAGAGGGAAAUUACAACCCCUACCCGUUCCACAACGGCCGUGGUCACACCUAUCGGUGGACUUCGUGACGGAUCUCCCUCCGUCACAAGGUAACACCACGAUCCUGGUCGUUGUGGAUCGGUUUUCUAUGUCCUGCCAUCUCCUUCCUUUGCCCGGUCUCCCUACGGCCCUACAGACUGCGGAGGCUCUGUUUACCCACGUCUUCCGGUACUACGGGGUGCCUGAGGAUAUAGUGUCUGAUCGGGGUCCACAGUUCACAUCGAGGGUCUGGAGGGCAUUCAUGGAACGUCUGAGGGUCUCGGUCAGCCUGACCUCAGGUUUUCACCCCGAGAGUAAUGGGCAGGUGGAGAGAGUUAACCAGGAUGUGAGUAGGUUUCUGCGGUCUUAUUGCCAGGACCGGCCAGGGGAGUGGGUGGCUUUCAUCCCCUGGACAGAGAUGGCCAAAAACUCCCUCCGCCACUCCUCCACUAACAUGUCUCCAUUUCAGUGUGUACUAGGGUAUCAGCCGGUUCUGGCACCGUGGCAUCAGAGCCAGAUCGAGGCACCUACGGUGGAUGAAUGGUUUCAGCGCUCGGAGGAGACCUGGGACGCUGCCCAUGUGCGCCUGCAACGGGCCAUCAGGCGACAGAAGGCAAGUACCGACCGCCACUGCAGUAAGGUGCAUACACCGGGGGACCGGGUCUGGCUCUCGACCCGAAAUCUGCCCCUUCGCCUGCCCUGCCGGAAGCUGGGUACGCAGUUUGUGGGGCCAUUUAAAGUCCUGAGGAGACUGAACGAGGUUUGUUAUAGGUUACAGCUCCCCCCGAUUACCGUAUUAACCCCUUGUUCCAUGUGUCUCUCCUCAGGCCGGUGGUGGCUGGUCCGCUCCAGCAGUCUGAGGUAUGGGAGGUUCCUCCGCCCCCGCUGGACAUCGAGGGGGCCCCGGCGUAUACUGUGCGAGCCAUCAUGGAUUCUAGGCAUCGGGCGAGGGGCCUUCAGUACCUCGUGGAGUGGUAGGGGUACGGUCCGGAGGAGAGAUGCUGGGUGCCGGUGGAGGACAUCCUGGACCCUUCCUUACUACAGGAAUUUCCCCGUCUCCACCCAGAUCGUCCUGCGCCUCGUCCUCCGGGUCGUCCCCGAGGUCGGUGUCGGUGCUCUGCUGGAGCCGCGCGUCAAGGGGGGGUACUGUCACGACUUCCGCCGAAGUUGGUGCCUCUCCUUGUGCGGGCGGCUAUCGGCGGUCGUCGUCACCGGCUUUCUAGCUGCCACCGAUCUACGUUUCUGUUUUCCAUUUGUUGUGUCUGUAUUGUACACACCUGUUUCCCAUCAUGUUAAUUUGUUUCCCUAUUUAACCCUCUGGUUCCCUCAUGGUGUUGUGCGUGAUUGCUAUUUGUUUGGUGUUUAUACUGCUGUGAGCUGAUGUAUUUCCCUGCGUGGAAAUUAGAUUUGUUGUUUUUCGAGUAAAGUUUGUCUAUUACUCAGUUCUGUGUCCUGCGCCUGACUCCGUCCUACUGCUGCACACUGACACCUGACACCAGGGGUUGGAACCAAAAUUAUUUUCCAAUCGUUUUGUUCUGAACAGAACCAUUAUUAUUUUUUGUGACGUUCCACUGUUCCGAGCAGCAAAAUAAAGUUCUGAACCAGUUAGAACCCCCAAAAAGUACUAGUUUAUAUCGUUCCUUAUUGUUUCUUUUUAAACCUCUGAAAUAUACUUUUUUUUUUUACAUUUAGCAUUAAACAUUAAAUUAUUUCACUAAUCAGUGAGGAUAGAGGAGUUUGCUGUGGAGUGGGUAAGUGAUUUAAUCUGUAUAGGAAAGUCGUUAAGAGCUAAUUGUAUUUUGCCGUAACAGCAUGGUUUAAUCAUAAUGAAAGACAAGCACACACACUGUGCUGCCAGUCACAGUGUAGGGUGUGAGAUGCAACAGAAAUGUUAAGGGUGAGGAGAGAGGGUGGAGGAAGCUUGCCUUGAAGCACUUUGUUGCGAUUUUUGUGGGACUGGAAAGAAUUGCCAGUAAUGUAAAAUAAUGUUAUUAACCGGUUCCCAAGCUUUUAAAAUAACGGUUCUGUUCCCAGAACAGUAUAGAUCACUUUCGUUUUCGGUGCUGGUUCUGUUCCUCAAGUAAUUCUUAUUUUCCGGUUUUCUGUUCUGUUCUCUGAACCGGUUCCAACCCUUGUUAAAAAUUGUAAUAUUGUUUGUCUAUUUCUUUCAUUCUCAGCCCUGAGAGAUCUGUCACCGUGUUCUCCAAUGGAACCUUACGGAUCCUGCAGCUGACUGAAAAGGAUGGAGGUAGCUACCUGUGUUUGUUCCAGAGGCCCAACGGUGAGGACAUGGAGUUGUUCCAGGUGGAGGUGCUCAUGAUGCCACCUAAGAUCGAACAUCUGGCCACAGCUCAGAAGAGGGUGACCUCCGGGGAGAACUUCCAGGUGGACUGUGUUGCCUCAGGCCUCCCUGACCCAGAGGUGUCCUGGAGCCUCCCUGAUGGAACCAUGAUCAACAACGCCCUACAGUCGGACGACAGCGGCACCCGUUCUCGCCGCUAUGUCAUCUUCGGGAAUGGAACACUGUUGCUGCAGCAGAUGGGAAAGAAGGAUGAGGGGGACUAUACAUGCCAUGCUAAGAAUGAACUGGGUGAGGAUGAGAUGAAGGUGAGUGUCAAAGUAGGCCCUGACUCCCCCCGAAUCACAUCCAAGGCUCAGCUGUUGCUCACGGUCCAACUAGGAGAGUCUGCUUAUAUGACGUGUCAGGCGACUGGGGAGCCUCCACCGACUAUUGUGUGGCUCUCUCCAAGCAAUGACGUCAUCACAUCCUCUUCAACCAAAUACCAAAUCUUAGAUGAUGGGACUUUGGUGAUAAAGAAGGUGACUUUGGCCGACCAAGGGAAGUAUGCUUGUGUGGCAAGGAGUUCUGCUGGGGAUGACAUCAAAAACAUGAAGAUACAAGUAGAACCAAGAGAGCCACACAUCAAUGAACAAGGUGGAAGAAGCAGUAUGAAAGUGUUGGCAGUAUCUUAUCAGACAACACUGCUCGACUGCAGAGCGGAGGGCAAGCCUGAACCACGCGUCUCUUGGGCCACACCCUAUGGCCUCUCUCUGCCAACACCUUACCUGGGAGGACGCUUCCAAGUCCACAAGAACGGGAGUCUAGAGCUACGUGGAGUGAGGAAGACAGACGAGGGUCAGUAUGUGUGUCUGGCCAAAAAUUACUUGGGAGAAGCAAGCCUGGCAAUUGAGCUAGAAGUGUCAUCCAUAGCAGAGAAGCCAAGCUUCGCCAUGCCAAACAUCGAGAUUUUACCAAUAAAGCAAGAUGGAAGUGAUGUCACUCUGGAGUGUCCUGCCCGCGGUAAGCCAAACCCAGAGUUUGUUUGGAUCCUGCCAAAUGGCACAGCGCUGACGCCAGGCACUAGACUUCAACGCUUCACUCACUAUAGAGGAAACGGGACGUUGCGCAUCACCCAGCUAGUGACAGCUGACAAAGGGGUUUACCGUUGUCUGGCGAAAAACGUGGCUGGGACAGCAGAGAAGCGAUACGCUCUAGAACCAGGAAGAAAGCCUGUGAUUCGAGGCACAACAGGGGGCAUGAAGAUCACGUUUGGCCAAAUUCUGAACCUGCCGUGCUCUGUGGAUGGCUGGCCACAGGCCUCAAUCACAUGGUCCUUACCAAACGGCCUGGUCCUGGACAAGCCCCAGGUUAUUGGGAGAAUUACAUUUUUAUCAAACGGCACGCUUCAACUCAGAGAGGUCGCCACAUUUGACAGGGGAACCUACGUCUGCAAGGCCACCAACACAUUUGGGUCAUCUGCGUUGUCAUACCCAGUUGCAGUUAUGGUGUAUCCUCCAAGUAUCACAAAUGCACCACCUUCCAUCACUCGAGUCCACAGAGGCUCACCAGUAACACUUAACUGCAUCGCUGCAGGCAUACCAAAGCCUGAAAUAACAUGGACUCUACCUGGAAGAACCACACUUGUUCCCAACAACCGUUUCACGGCACAGGGAGGAAUUCACAUGACAGUUGAGGGCAGCUUGGUCAUACAAGUCCCAGUGCUUAUGAACUCAGGGAUUUACAAAUGCAAUGCAAAAAAUGCUCUAGGAAGUGACUUCAAAGCAACAUAUCUUCAGGUGAUCUGA
This is a messenger RNA of Coregonus sp. 'balchen', 29209 nucleotides long. The record is from the annotation of a GenBank genome assembly. Lineage: Eukaryota; Metazoa; Chordata; Actinopteri; Salmoniformes; Salmonidae.